Vollenhovia emeryi is the source of this 1598-nucleotide messenger RNA. It is a transcript of the gene gkt, whose product is annotated as probable tyrosyl-DNA phosphodiesterase. Gene Ontology annotation, molecular function: 3'-tyrosyl-DNA phosphodiesterase activity; double-stranded DNA binding; single-stranded DNA binding. Gene Ontology annotation, cellular component: nucleus. The annotation marks the transcript as partial. The transcript is spliced from 4 exons. The record is from RefSeq and is a predicted model, not a curated record. Gene Ontology annotation, biological process: double-strand break repair; single strand break repair. NCBI's taxonomy places the organism in Eukaryota, Metazoa, Arthropoda, Insecta, Hymenoptera, Formicidae.
CCAAAGAAUAGUCAGCAGAAUAUUAGCGACUCUCAAAGCAGUUCUAAAAAUAGCAAGCGAGAUGCGGAGCCCGGAACGUCUAUCAUGGAUAUGUACCAAUCUUGCGACUCCGAAAAGUCAAGAAAGGAAGUUAGGAAGAGGGCCAUUCAAAUGAUGAGACAAUCCGGAUACUCUGUAUCCGUCGUGGAACCAGGAGAGUUUGCGAUCAAAUAUGCCUUCUCGGCACCUUAUCACUUAUUCUACACGAGGGUGGAAAAUUCGAAGGAGACUUACAAUCAGCAGUUCUCCAUAACAUUCCCUGAGAUUCUCGACCGGAGUCUUGGAGAAAUUGUCAACAGUCUUCAUUUAAACUUCAUGGUGGACGUUGGAUGGCUGUGUUUGCAGUAUCUGUUGGCCGGUCAACGUACUGACAUGAUGAUUUUGUACGGCGAUAGGGUGGAUCGUGAGAAAUUAAGCAGCAACAUUACCAUGAUAAAAGUAGAUAUGCCGACCCAGUUUGGUUGUCAUCAUACGAAGGUCAUGAUUCUGCAGUACAAAGAUGACGGGAUCAGGGUGGUUAUCUCCACUGCCAACUUGUAUUCUGACGACUGGGAAAAUAGGACACAAGGAUUGUGGAUCUCGCCUCACUUGCCCCUGCUACCAGAAUCGGCAAAUCCCAGUGACGGGGAAUCUCCAACAGGCUUCAAAAAGGAUCUCGAGCGAUAUCUGAGUAAAUAUAGAUAUCCGGCCUUGACGCAGUGGAUAUGGGCGGUGCGAAGGGCGGAUUUUUCUGACGUGAACGUGUUCCUCGUCGCUUCUGUCCCUGGGACUCACAAGGAUAACGAGGCCGAUUGUUGGGGGCACAAGAAAUUGGCUCACGUUCUAUCGCGUCACGCCACAUUGCCGCCGGACGCCCCCCAGUGGCCCAUCGUCGCGCAGAGUUCCAGCAUAGGCAGUCUCGGUCCAAACUUCGAAAGCUGGUUGUCGAGAGACAUAAUUCCGUGUAUGUCGAGGGAGACUACUAAGGGUUUAAAGAGUCAUCCACAUUUCCAGUUUAUUUACCCGUCGAUACAGAAUUACAAGCUCAGCUUCGAUUGUCGGAAUUUAUCUUGCUGCUUACCCUACAGCGCGCAGGUGCAUUCUAAGCAACAAUGGAUAGAAUCGUAUUUAUGCCAAUGGAAAGCUAAGCGAACAGGACGAGAGCGCGCGAUGCCUCAUAUUAAAUCCUACACGAGGAUUUCGCCCGACUUGAAAAGCAUUCCCUGGUUUGUGCUCACCAGCGCAAAUCUAAGCAAAGCCGCGUGGGGAGUCCAACGAAGCAACCAUUACACAAUGAACUACGAGGCUGGCGUUAUAUUCAUACCAAAACUUAUCACUGGGACAACAACAUUUCCUAUCGAGGACGAAGAGGAUCCAGCCGUCCCCGUAUUUCCGAUUCCGUACGAUCUUCCAUUGUGCCGAUACGAGUCGAGCGAUAGUCCUUUUGUCAGCGAAUUUCUCAACUCUUUGGGCAGAACAUAAUUUUUCAGCUGAUGACACUAGUAUUUUCUUAAAUGACGGAAUAUUUUUGCAUCCGCAUUUGUAUAUUUAUUUACAUAUAUUUUUAUAAAAUAAAAGCA